GCAGCAGCAGGAGCCGAGCAGGAGCCGCGCAGCCGCCGCCGCCGCCGUGGGAUGUGGCCGGCGCCCGCCCCGAGCCGAGCCGCCUCCUGAGUACCCGCCGCCACCCGAGCCGCCGCCGCCGCCGCCGAGCCGUGCGGGGCCAGGCCGCGCCCUCCCCGGGCGCCCGCCGGCUCGCAUGCCGAGGGGCUCCGGGGCGUAGCUGCGCGCCCGGCGCCGCCUCCGGGCUCCUCCGGCCCCGCCAUGGGCUGCUGCAGCUCCGCCUCCUCCGCCGCGCAGAGCUCUAAACGAGAAUGGAAGCCACUGGAGGACCGUAGCUGUACAGACAUACCCUGGCUGCUGCUUUUUAUUCUCUUCUGCAUUGGAAUGGGAUUUAUUUGUGGCUUUUCAGUAGCAACAGGUGCAGCAGCGAGACUAGUGUCAGGAUACGACAGCUAUGGAAAUAUCUGUGGGCAGAAAAAUGCAAAGUUGGAAGCAAUACCAAACAGUGGCAUGGACCACACCCACCGGAAGUAUGUGUUCUUUUUGGAUCCAUGCAAUCUGGACUUGAUAAACCGGAAGAUCAAGUCCGUAGCGCUGUGUGUAACAGCAUGUCCACGACAAGAACUGAAAACCCUGAGUGAUGUUCAGAAGUUUGCAGAGAUAAAUGGCUCAGCACUGUGUAGCUACAACCUAAAGCCUUCUGAAUAUACCACAUCUUCAAAAGCUUCUGUUCUUUGCCCCAAACUACCAGUUCCAGCGAGUGCACCUAUUCCAUUCUUCCAUCGCUGUGCUCCUGUGAACAUUUCCUGCUAUGCCAAGUUUGCAGAGGCCCUGAUCACCUUUGUCAGUGACAAUAGUGUCUUACACAGGCUGAUUAGUGGAGUAAUGACCAGCAAAGAAAUUAUAUUGGGACUUUGCUUGUUAUCACUAGUUCUCUCCAUGAUUUUGAUGGUGAUAAUCAGGUAUAUAUCAAGAGUACUUGUGUGGAUCUUAACAAUUUUGGUCAUACUGGGUUCACUUGGUGGCACAGGUGUACUAUGGUGGCUGUAUGCAAAGCAAAGAAAGUCUCCCAAAGAAACAGUUAUUCCUGAACAGCUUCAGAUAGCUGAAGACAAUCUUCGGGCUCUCCUCAUCUAUGCCAUUUCAGCCACAGUAUUCACAGUUCUCUUGUUCCUGAUAAUGCUGGUUAUGCGCAAACGUGUCGCUCUCACCAUCGCCUUGUUCCACGUGGCUGGCAAGGUCUUCAUUCACUUGCCGCUACUAGUCUUCCAACCCUUUUGGACUUUCUUUGCUCUUGUCUUAUUUUGGGCAUACUGGAUCAUGACCCUUCUUUUUCUUGGCACCGCUGGCAGCGCUGUUCAGAAUGACCAAGGCUUUGUGGAGUUCAGAGUUUCUGGGCCUCUGCAGUAUAUGUGGUGGUACCAUGUGGUGGGCCUGAUUUGGAUCAGUGAAUUUAUUCUAGCAUGUCAGCAGAUGACUGUGGCAGGAGCUGUGGUAACCUACUAUUUUACCAGGGAUAAAAGGAAUCUGCCAUUUACACCUAUUUUAGCAUCAGUGAAUCGCCUUAUUCGUUAUCACCUUGGUACUGUGGCAAAAGGAUCUUUCAUUAUCACAUUAGUCAAAAUUCCACGAAUGAUCCUUAUGUACAUUCACAGUCAGCUCAAAGGAAAGGAGAAUGCUUGUGCUCGAUGUGUGCUGAAAUCUUGCAUUUGCUGCCUUUGGUGUCUUGAAAAGUGCCUAAAUUAUUUAAAUCAGAAUGCAUACACAGCCACAGCUAUCAACAGCACCAACUUCUGCACCUCCGCCAAGGACGCCUUUGUCAUUCUUGUGGAGAAUGCUUUACGAGUGGCUGCGAUCAACACAGUGGGGGAUUUCAUGUUAUUCCUAGGCAAGGUGCUGAUAGUCUGCAGCACGGGUUUGGCUGGGAUUAUGCUGCUCAACUACCAGCAAGAUUACACAGUAUGGGUGCUGCCUCUGAUCAUCGUCUGCCUCUUUGCUUUCCUAGUCGCUCAUUGCUUCCUGUCCAUUUACGAAAUGGUAGUGGAUGUAUUAUUCUUGUGUUUUGCCAUUGAUACAAAAUACAAUGAUGGGAGCCCUGGCAGAGAAUUCUAUAUGGAUAAAGUGCUGAUGGAGUUUGUGGAAAACAGUAGAAAAGCAAUGAAAGAAGCUGGUAAGGGAGGCGUUGCCGAUGCCAGAGAGCUAAAGCCGAUGGUAGGUGGAGAUGAGGAGGUGACCGCCCUCCAAGAAUUUCACUUUCACUUCCUCUCUCUCUCUGUUUUCACUGACUGCACUUCUUCAGGAGAAGCUUUUGUUGUCUGUAUCACACAGGAUGUGCUGCUCUUUCUGUUUGUGUGUUUACCCAUCACUUGGAUGGCAGAAUUCUUGUCACAACUGAGACCACCUUCUGUAAAAGUAAGCUGAAAGGAACAACAUCUGUCUCAGGGCUUAUCACGAAGCAGGGGCUAAUUUUUGUCCCUAAAGUAAAACGGCCAUUUCUGGUUUUGGGGGUUUUUUUCUUUUAAUUUUUAGCUGUAUAUGUUUGGUUUUCAAUGGAAUGAACAUUUGGUUGUACACUUGAAAUGACAGUUUGAUUUUUAUCAUUUUGAAAAGUGAUACUAGCAAUUCCUUUCAACUUGCUAAAAUUCACAUUCCCCACUUUUUUAAUAUUGGUUUGUUUCUGUUGCUGUCUUUUACCCUUUGCUGACUUUUUCUUCUGUUGCCUGGAUUGUACUUUCUUUGUUUCUUAAGCUGUUUUUCAGUAGCAAACAAGAUUACUCCAUCAACACUCACAUUCCCACUCAGUAAAACAACCUGGUCUUCUCUAACCUCAGCUUAAUUGUGAGAAAGGUCAAUGAUCUCUGGUCAGUGAUAUGUAUGUAUAUUCUAAGUACUCUACUUUCAUUUGGGGAAAAAAGGCAACUUAAUCAGUGUAAGAGAAUCCUGAGUUGCUUUUGCCACAGAUACUCUCACCUCUGCAUAAUGACAGAUAACCCUCACAUAUAUUUGUGUAAUUACUGCUUAUUUUGCAAAUGUAUUGUUAUUAAACAGCAUGUUAUCUAAAAAUAUUAUAUAACUGCCUACGUCCUGAAACAGCUAAUUUUAAAUAAUGUGCCUUCUGAUUGCACGUGAUGUCCCAAAGUGUGAGAUGAAGACUCCUCUUUCUUACUAAACUAUAAAGUUUAAUAAGUGGUUGAUUUCAUAGGUUUCCAACUUGCAUAAAACAAGCACGUUUAAGUAUAUAAGAGUAAAGGAAAUGGGUUUGUUUGAGGUUGGCUGGUGGGGAGGCCAUAUUUAUAUGCAAAAUAAUUGCAUAUUCAACCUAAAUUAAAACCUCAGCAGAAUGUUUAGAUAUAAAUUCUCUCCUCCGUAACCCCCUCCAGGGCCUAUUUUGGUGUUGCUGUUAAUAGCAUUAAUGAUUGUCAGAGUCAAAACUUCAAUGUUUAUUUCCCAAGGUACAGAUCACUCUAAUGGGAAGUCAAAGGAUGUAGAACUCUUAGUUUUAAGUGUGCACCAGCCAGAACUCCGUUGAGUGGGCAAGGGGCACCAUCAGCAAUCCCCCUGGUCUGACUUCUUGCCUUCUCUACCCCCCCUUUCUGUAUACCUCCUACUUGACCCUGGCCAAGGGGGACGGUAGUGAAGAUUCUGCCGACCCUCUGGUGGCAUGGUUAAAUGAGGAAGGCUUCCUUCUUGCCACUGUUUGUUUGUCAUACGUGUUCAGUAACUGGCUCCCAGUGUAACUUAAAAAGGUAAAAUAUAAAAUCUUUAAAAUGUGAACUACCUUUGCCCCCCUUUUUUGUCUUUCCAGUGAUUGACACUUCUAUUAAAUUGUCAGUCAUAAUCAUUUUUAAAAAGGGAGAAAUAUUUGGAGGUCUUGACUGGCUUAGUUUGACCAUGAAUUGGCACAUAUUUCUGCAUUAUCCUUUAGUGAAGGAUACAGUGUGGAAGACGAGAAUACAAGUAUGCUGACUCUUACCUAAACCUCUAAUUCGUAGGUAAUGAUAUAAGGAGAAAUCCCCAGGUUAUGUGGCAUUCUACCAGAAGCCAAAACUUUAGGAAGAUUUUUUCCCCCUAAUAUUGCUUUCAGUUUUAAAUUAAUGCCCCUUAACUGAAACACUGCUUUAAAAUCUUCAUUCAUUUUUUGCUUUUGUUUUAUGUUGCUCAUCAGCUCAUUGCUUGCAGAUUAAUGGUAAAACCCUCCACUAUGUUUCCAAAUAUAUCUUCUAUGUGCAUUGUGCUUCUGGUGUUUUGGACAUUAUAGCAUUUGGUCCCUAAGAAUGGUAUUUUUUUAUGCAGUUUAAAAACUUCCCGGGAGAGAAGCUGAGAUGUUGCUUACAGAGUAAAUAUUUUAAGUACAUCAGUACCUCUGAUUCUUAUCUCUCUUUUGCAUUAGAAUGGUAAGAGUUGACCCUGCUACCACUAUGCAUCUUGGAUGUGUCCCUAAAUAAUUCUCUGAGAGAUUCUUCGUUAAAACUUGGGGUUUGGUAGAAAUCAGGAUUGCUAACUUGUCUUUGCCUGAUUUAAUUCACAUGUUAUUCCCUUAGAUAAAAGUUCUGUAAAAGCGCCAUACCCAUUUAGCCGUAUCUGUACAAUCUGCUGUUAAGUUCACUUGUUUAUCUUCUUUCUUAAUCGGAUAUUUUAAUUUAGGGUUUACUUUUAGCCUAGAGAAUUAAUGUUCAGGAAAGUGAGGUUUUAAAUUUCCCUUUUGACGAGGGAUCAUUGAAUUAAAUAUAAGUACUUACAGUUUUCCUCUUGGACUUUUUUUUUUUUUUUUUUUUUUUUUUUUUUUUUGAGAAAGAGCCUCACUAGUUCAGGACACUCUGAAGGUCUGUGAGGUCGUCCUAUAAAUCUUUGAAAAUGAUUUUAGAAAGAUUUACCAAAUGUGAUGUUAUAGAAGUUUAAGAAAGAGAACUUCCGGCCAUCUGCUUCAACAGGAAAGAAUUUAUAGAGGAAAAGGAAAAAAAAAAAACCUGAACACUGUAACAACAUAGGCCAGAGAUGUAUUCUCUGCAUAUCUCAGAGAUUAUCCAGAAGGAAAUGUGACUUUCUUUAAAUUUUUGUUUUUUUAAUGUUUACUUACUUUUGAGACAGAGUGUGAGCAGGGAAAGGGCAGAGGGAGAGAAAGACACAGAAUCCAAAGUAGGCUCCAGGCUCCUAGCUGUCAGCACAGAGCCUAACAGGAGCUGGAACUCACAGAGCUGUGAGAUCAUGAGCUGAAGUCGCUUAACCGACUGAGCCACCCAGGUACCCCUGACUUUCAACAUUCAUAGGAAUUGCAGCCCCUGGAAUAUAGGUUCGCGCAAAAGGCUCUCAGUCCCAUUUUGCUUUGUGGCCGCUUGUGACCAUCUGUGUACUUGUAACAUCAUUCAUGACCUCCUUUUAAUGGUAAUUGUCUAAGAUUAUACUCUGUAUGACUUUGUU
Molecule: messenger RNA, 5397 nt
Organism: Panthera uncia (snow leopard)
Lineage: Eukaryota; Metazoa; Chordata; Mammalia; Carnivora; Felidae
Gene: SLC44A1
Product: solute carrier family 44 member 1
Exons: 15
Coding region: 241-2400 (719 amino acids)
Biological process (GO): choline transport; transmembrane transport
Cellular component (GO): plasma membrane
Molecular function (GO): choline transmembrane transporter activity
Source: RefSeq, a predicted model, not a curated record